Lampris incognitus (smalleye Pacific opah) is the source of this 954-nucleotide messenger RNA. Its product is annotated as olfactory receptor 5F1-like. Bases 1 to 954 code for a protein of 317 amino acids. Gene Ontology annotation, cellular component: membrane. Gene Ontology annotation, biological process: G protein-coupled receptor signaling pathway. The transcript has a single exon. The record is from RefSeq and is a predicted model, not a curated record. Gene Ontology annotation, molecular function: olfactory receptor activity; G protein-coupled receptor activity. NCBI's taxonomy places the organism in Eukaryota, Metazoa, Chordata, Actinopteri, Lampriformes, Lampridae.
AUGAUGGACAAUGCUUCAGUGGUGACCGUCUUCACUCUUUCAGGGUUAAACUACAGCUUGGAGCACAGGGUCACUCUCUUCUCUCUUACUGUACUGUGGUACUCGAUGAUUCUGCUAGCUAAUACUGCUCUCAUUGUCGUUAUUAUUGGGGAUAAAAACCUUCACGAGCCCAUGUAUAUUUACGUGUGCAACCUCUGCGUCAAUGGCCUUUACGGAACCGCUGGCUUUUACCCCAAAUUCCUCCUGGAUCUGCUGUCCCCCCAUGUGAUCUCUUACGCUGGCUGCCUGCUGCAGGGUUAUGUGAUACACUCCUCCAACUGUGGCGACCUCUCCAUGCUGGCGCUGAUGGCCUAUGACAGAUACGUGGCUAUAUGUCGCCCCCUUGUGUACAACUCGAUAAUGACAAAACAGAGGGUGCGCGUCCUCGUUUUUCUCUCCUGGGCCGUUCCCCUGUGCUGCAUGCUCAUGAACACCGUGUCGAUAGUGGGACUGCAGAUAUGCUCCUCACACAUCAACAAACUGUACUGUGUGAACUGGAUGGUGACAAGACUUACCUGCUCAGCGGCCGCGGCCAACAACAUCAUCGCGUAUUUUAACAUAUUGCUGUACUUUGGCCACGGCGUCUUUAUAUUCUUGUCUUACAUGCACCUGAUCCGAAAUUCCUUGAUUUCCAAGGAGAGCAGGGGGAAGUUUGUGCAGACGUGCGUGCCGCACCUGAUCUCCCUGGUCGUGUACUGUUUCACCGUGCUUUUGGACUUGCUCCACAUGAGGUUCGGGUCACGCGACCUGUCGGUCGGCCUGGCGAACUUCAUCUCCAUGGAGUUCCUCCUGAUCCCGCCGAUCGUCAACCCGCUCAUCUACGGAUUCGUACUGACCAAGGUCCGGAACCACAUUCUCAGAUUCGCUCGUUUCACAAGCACAAGUCGACAGCGUAGCGACGGUGUGCCGAGGUAG